AUGGAAUUGGGAUUCAGAACCACCCAGAAAGAUACUGCAACAAGUGGUACUUCGGCCGUGGUAAGCAAAGUGCGUCGUCUGUUAACAGGUGAGAAUGAACGAAUACAAAGGUCAAUAGCAAAAGCCAUCCACCUGUUCCAGGCAACAGUACCAAAUAUAGUGAAGAAAAAUCUCAGUCUGGAUACAAGACCAAAUACAAGGCUUCCAAUCAAACAUUCCAGUCAAUCUUUGCAUACUUCAAGCAGUUGUAUAAAUGAAAUGGAUAUUCAUUCUAUUCCAUACGAAGAAAUACUGAUCAAAUCAAGGGAUGCAGCACUGUCUGCAGUUUGUUACUUUCCUGCGGAGCUCCAAGGGCCAUACGUUGUUCAGUCACGUGCGUCUCCAGACUUUGGUGGACGGUAUGUGACGUACUCUGACGUCAUGGUAGAGGUGGAUUCAGUAACUCCUUGGGGGCGCUGUCAUCGACGGGAUGGGAACAAUGUCAUCCUUUCUGAGAAUACUAGGUGGAAGGAGUGUAUGCGAUGUUUCCACCUGACGUGGAAAACACCCAACUUUAUUCAGAUUCACGUAAAAGAAUUGGACACGUGCCACACCAGCGAGGAAGAAGCUCUUGGGUCUUGCCCUAAUGAAGAUUUCAUAUUUAAGGGAGGGUUUACGGAAAUCAUGUUGUACAGAAAACAAGACCACCGAAGUGCGUUUACUAUACAAAAUGUCUUCUGCCCAAUCAACGGAAGGUUUCGUUUUACAUUUCGUGGCAACAACGGAAACUACCGUUGUGACCAGCCAUACCCUGAGCUUAGCAACUGUCCACAUGGGAACGCUUUGGAGUUCCGCUUUCACCAAUGUAACUUUCCAGAUACCUCCAUAAGUUACCUGUGUUUGGGAGAUUGGCAAGGACCGAACGACGACCGCUUCGUAGCACUGAUGGAUUUGAGUGGAGACUCGGACCGGAAACCCAAGUUUCGGUGUGGGCUCUACAAACAAGAUACGAUAUCGGGCCGAGUGUAUUUGUCCCUUUCGGAGGACUCAACUUGUAUCUCAGGUCUUCGGAGUUCUUCUGAUGGCUAUGAAACGUUUGUUUUAACUCCUCUUCCAUCUCGAAGUCUCCCAGCUCCAGUUCUCUCUGCCAGGUGCAAAUUUCCCUCUUGGCUCCAAGGCCGGUGGGAAAACCUGGAAGUCAAUGGAAAUAAAUUUAUCUAUGAAGAUCACAGAAGAUUUCAGACGCUCAUUGGAUGGUGCGUUACCAAGGAAACCAGUACUCCAUUCGAAUGUUACCACAUCUAUACCAUCAACCAGUGUGGACAAGAAGCGUACAACUGUGUUUGGCUCCAGCAACGUUCCAGAAACGUCCUGGAGCUACAGCUGGGAGAUAAUCCAAGUAGUGGAUACACGCAGUCGCUCUGUCGUCAUCACCAGUUCCGGUCAAACACGUGGGUCACUCUAGGAAGGUUAGACGUUACUCAACCUGAAUCCUGUCCAAUCACAGGAAACUACAGCGGGGUGACAUCUGGUGGAGGAACAUUAUGUGCUAAAAUGGCUACCGACUGUAACAAUCCCGAUAUUUUACAUUACUCAAUUAGGGAUUGUGGGAACAAGCUGUAUUCGAACGAAGCUACUAAGAGAAGAGGUGACGGAUACCAACACUACAAUGGCAGACGCCAAGAUCACAAACCUAAACAACGGGAAUAUCGUUGUCUUGGCAACUGGGAAGAAAACGGAGUUUUGUACACUUACACUCAGCGACGGGAUUCUCCAGGUUUCCAGUGUUUUUCUGGUAAAGUGUUAAGGAACGGUGAGGAAGCGUACAUAAAAGAAGUAGGACAAAACUGUCUUCGAGGAGAAGAUCCUUUCCUCUACGGCAUAAAAGUCACCAGGGAUGCCACGUGUCCACUGAACCCUCUAACAUCAUAUCUGCCAACUAGAACCCCCUGGAGACCUUCACCUAAAGUUCAGUCACCCAAACAACCUUUAACUGUUACUCCUUCCUUCAGACCCACCAGAUGGCCGUGGAAUCCACCUCACUCAACUCAACCAACACAACUUAAUACACCAGGUUUAACUCACGAAAGAAACAGACCUCCAUGGAGACCUUACCUAACCCAGCGACCUAAAAAUGAUCUUCGGUUUGGGCAUCAACCAACUAGACAGCCAUGGAGACCACCUCGUGCUACCCAGCCGCCUCAGAAAAACUAUCCUCCUACUCUAGUGCUACAGACAAGGAAACCAUGGAGACCUCCUCUAGUCAGUCAUCCACAGCUUCCAAAUCACGGGCCUAAUCAACACACCAGAAACUCCUACCAAUAUCCAGGAAGGUUCAACAGGUACACCACCCCAUCAUGGAGACCAAUCACUGGUCGUCCCAGGUCAAGGAGAAACAACAAGGGCGUCUCAAGCUCUUCAGCAUCUUACACCCUUCUGUUAUGCUGUUCGAUACUUUUGUUCAGUCACAGACGCCAUAUUUACUUAGGAUGAAAAGAGUAGCUCAGGAUAUUAAGCUGUGAUACAUCAAAUGCUAUCUAGUGCUAACAAGAUGCAUGGUAUUUUGUAAAAAUUCAAUAUUUCUUGCUGACUGAACCCUUGAAAAACUACGAGAAGGAUGACUGUACA
Limulus polyphemus (Atlantic horseshoe crab) is the source of this 2607-nucleotide messenger RNA. RefSeq lists its product as uncharacterized. The record is from RefSeq and is a predicted model, not a curated record. The transcript has 15 exons. NCBI's taxonomy places the organism in Eukaryota, Metazoa, Arthropoda, Merostomata, Xiphosura, Limulidae. The coding region runs from base 1 to 2472 and encodes 823 amino acids.